Molecule: messenger RNA, 579 nt
Organism: Salvia splendens (bonfire salvia)
Lineage: Eukaryota; Viridiplantae; Streptophyta; Magnoliopsida; Lamiales; Lamiaceae
Exons: 1
Coding region: 1-579 (192 amino acids)
Molecular function (GO): catalytic activity
Source: RefSeq, a predicted model, not a curated record
AUGACGAGCCAGUUCCUAGUGUGGAACGCUCAGGGUGUGGCGAAUGCUCGUACUAAGAGACAUCUGAGAUAUCUGAUUCGAGAACACAAGAUUUUGUUUGCGGCAGUGAUUGAACCACAGAGGACACCACCAGCUUUAGGGAGAAACUUCCAGGGCCUUCGGUUUGCGGGAUCUAAUGAAAGUGGUCAUAUUUGGAUUCUUGCCCAUGAGGAUUGGACAGUGGAAGUGGUUGAUAACUCGAGACAUGCCUUACACGUUAGGGUCUCUGCCGCAGUCUUCCUUUUCCCAAUCUACAUCACCGUAGUCUAUGGGCGACACACGAGAGAGACGAGACAGGCACUAUGGGAAAAGUUGGGAGACAUCUCGCUGGCUAUGGAGGGAAGAUCGUGGCUAGUAGGAGGAGAUUUCAACAUGUUCCUGACCAAUGAAGAGAGACAGGGGAGUGAUACAGACAGACACAGAGAUAUGAUGGAUUUUGCCGAUGCUAUUGCCGAGUGCCAGCUGAUUGACCCAGGUUUCGGUGGACCGAUCUUUACAUGGCACAGGGGGGACUUUGGGAGAGGUUGGACCGCAUCUUGA